Molecule: messenger RNA, 3575 nt
Organism: Pangasianodon hypophthalmus (striped catfish)
Lineage: Eukaryota; Metazoa; Chordata; Actinopteri; Siluriformes; Pangasiidae
Gene: wsb1
Product: WD repeat and SOCS box containing 1
Exons: 9
Coding region: 368-1639 (423 amino acids)
Biological process (GO): intracellular signal transduction
Molecular function (GO): protein binding
Source: RefSeq, a predicted model, not a curated record
GUAGCGGCCAUUAUAAUCCAGUGUGUAUAGGCGUAGCCUCUCAUACUGCUGAGAGAAAGAGAGGCGCUGACAGGAUAUACGUGUUCGAUUUUUUUUGUUUAUGUUUUGCCUUUACGCAGUUUUAACGCUCGAGUUUGCGUUAUAGGGAGUUUAACGGCUGUGCAGACUUGGUUAUAUUAGUAUAUUUUAUAUAUCUGUAGAAGUGAGGUGUUAAUUGUGUGUGUGUGUGUUCAGUGGAGUGCUAGUCCUGUUGUGAGCCAGCGCGCGCGCUCCAGCCCACUGAGAGGGUUUCAUCAGCCGUCUUUCACCACACAUUAUAAUCCCUUCAUCUAAGAGGCGUUCUUUAAAGAGUCUUGUUAGUAUUUAGAUGGCAAGCUUCCCAGAUUUUGUCAACGAAAAUGAAAUAGCUAAAGCUAAGUUCAUUGGAGAGCUUUUAGCUCCUGUGGCUCCCUUUGACCAGAAGUCUGGACGGGAGACAUGGACUGUGGCUUUUGCUCCUGAUGGUUCUUAUUUUGCUUGGUCUCAAGGACACCGCAUCGUACGGCUCGUACCAUGGUCAAAAUGCAUGAGCAAUUUCUCUAUGAGGAAAGAGGAGUGGCUAAACGGCGCUGGACCCAGGCAUUUGUCUCGGCAAGGUAGCGACAGUGCUCUGGUCCCUGGUGAGCCCAGAGAGCACACCAUCGACUGCGGUGACAUCGUUUGGGGGCUGGCAUUCGGUUCCUCUGUUCCUGAAAAACAGAGCCGCUGUGUGAAUAUUGAGUGGCACAGAUUUAAAUUCGGCCAAGACCAGUUGCUGCUGGCUACCGGCCUCAACAACGGUCGCAUCAAGAUAUGGGACGUGUAUACAGGAAAACUUUUGUUGAAUUUGAUGGAUCACACAGACAUUGUGCGGGACUUAACGUUUGCUCCAGACGGCAGUCUUGUGCUGGUGUCUGCUUCCAGAGACAAGACAUUGCGUGUGUGGGACCUCAAGGACGAUGGUAACAUGAUGAAAGUGUUGCGUGGACAUCAAAACUGGGUGUACUGCAGUGCCUUCUCCCCAGACUCCUCAGUGCUGUGCUCUGUGGGUGCUGGCAAAGCGGUGUUCCUGUGGGACAUGGAUAAAUACACUCUGAUUCGUAAGCUGGAGGGCCACCAUAAUGAUGUGGUGUCCUGUGAGUUCUCUCCUGAUGGAGCCUUGCUGGCCACAGCCUCCUAUGAUACUCGCGUCAUAGUGUGGGAUCCUCACACGGCCACCGUACUGCUUGAGUUGGGGCACCUCUUCCCUCCUCCUUCUCCCAUAUUCGCAGGGGGAGCAAAUGACCGCUGGGUUCGCUCUGUGGCUUUUUGUCAUGAUGGCCGCCAUAUUGCCAGCAUCACUGAUGACAGGUUGGUGCGAUUUUGGAGCAUUGAUGAGAAAUCUCCCCAGGCCAUCGCCUCACUCACUAAUGGCCUCUGCAGUGCCUUCUCCACAGAUGGAAGUGUUUUAGCUGCUGGUUCACGCGAUGGAAGUGUUCAUUUCUGGGCUUGUCCACGCAGCGUUGCCAGCCUGCAGCACUUGUGCCGCAUGGCAUUGCGAAGAGUGCUGUCUACACAGCAAGUCUACGCACUGUCUAUCCCUCAAUGCAUGCAAGACUACCUGGCCUACAGGAGCUUCUAGUCGAGGAGGCACACCACAGCACACUGUUGAAUCAAUAAGACAGACUUUGUGAAAAAAAAAUUGGGGAAGGGGUGAUUGGGGCAUGGAGACAAAAAAAAAAAAAAAAAAAAACCGUGAAGAUGGAGGGGAAAUGCAGUGAUCUUCUGUUAAUAGGCCCCAAGCUGUACUUAAUGACAUCACUGUUUCAAAGUAAUUUUUUUUUUUUUUUUGUAAGUCUUCUAAAGCUGCUUGCACAUUUCCUGUCAGUACUCCCCUCCACCCCCUGCUUCCCCCUUGCUAAACUCUAAGCCUUCUCAUUUGCUCUCUCAACCAUAUCAGCUAGUGGCCUUUAGACAGCCUUAUCGUCAAUGUCACUUUCUUCCUUUUUUUCUGGCACAACUUCUUGUGCAAAAACCUAUGGUGCAACUUUCAAGAAUGAGACAGCUAUAAAGUCCUCUUUCUAGCAGAUAUGAAUGAAUGUUAGCAGACCUGAAGUGGUGUUUUCUCAAAAGUAUAUCUGCAGUGAGUGGGCAGAGGUGAUGGAGAAGCGAGAAAGAGAGUUAGACUGAAAGAAUUGCAUACUUUUUCUACAUGUACAGUGGUGUGCGUUUGUGUGAGAUGUAUGAUCAAGAAGAAUUUAGGAGAUUGGCGAUCUAGGCAGUGCCUCCCCUCACUGUGCCUCGAUAGCAGCAGAAAUCCUUAGUGCUGUAUAUCCACACCCAGACGCUGCCUCAGUAACAACAGCCUUUUUAUCAACCUCCAUAACCCUGACGAUGUAGUGGUGGAAUUCAUUUUCCUUUUCAAACUGUAUAUUUUUUAUCUAUGUACAGACAUUUGUAAAGAAAUGUUUUGUGUGCAUGUGUAUAUGUAUAUAUGAUAUCUAAAUUUGCUUUUCUAUGUUGUUUUUUUUUUUUCCCCCACUUUCCCUCCUCUGCUGAAACUAAGAAUGUAAGAUGCUUCUGUUGCGUUUUAUGUAUGUGUAAUGCUCAUGCUGUGAAACUCUAGAGACUGUGGCUGGACUCUGAGCUGGCUGUACAACAGGAGAGGAAGUUAUCAGGUAUUCGCCAGCAAAAGCACUAAUAUUCCCUCUCCUCCAAACCGAUGCUUCUUUAAAGGUUGGCGGGCUACCUGUAUUUAUUUAUAUAUAUAUAUAUAUAUAUAUAUAUAUAUAUAUAUAUAUAUAUAUAUAUAUAUAUCUCUAAUUAGUCCUUGUUGGCUGUCAAAGAGCACACUUAAAAUGUCACCACCCCAAGUUUGUUGGGCUUCUGCUAUCCGAGUAGAUCUACCUCGUAGAUUAGCUCGAGUAACUUGAGAAGAAUGCUCAGUAUUUCCAUGCAGUUAAACAGUGGUGUAACUCUUGGCCAUAAUGUAUAAUCUUGCCUGUUCUAGCUGAUGAUAGCUGAUACCAGUGAGAGGUAUGUGCUCAGUAUAUGAGGAAUGGUUGUAUUUUAGACAGUUUGUCACUUUUUCUAUCUAUGUGCUGACAAAGAAUCUUAGCAAUAAACUUUAUUUGUUGUAACCAUUGGAGCCAAUGCCAAAGAUCCCCUAGGGUUCUUUAUUGUAUUUUUGGCACUCAGUAUUAUUAUUAUUAUUAUUAUUAUUAUUAUUAUUAUUAUUAUUAUUUGCUCUCUCCUCAUCUAUUUCUGGCUAAAACUUGAAAAUUGUGUAUACGCUUGCCUGUUUUUGUGCUUAAGCCUUCUGUUGAGAGCUAGUUUCUUGUUCUGUGUGUAUGGGAUAACUGCUUCAGAGCACUCUGAUAAAUCAUUUGUCUUGUCAGCUGUGAUUGCAUGAAGUAGCACACAUUUCUAAUACAUUGUUUUCUGUUCUACAUUACAAGCAUUUCCACCAUGAUGUUGUAUACAAUAAAAGCAACUGGAGUAGUUAAGAAUGUAAAUUUUUGGUUUUGUAUGAUAUUUUUUGUGUUUUGUAGUUGAAAUAAAGGCUUGUUUCCAAAUAA